Molecule: messenger RNA, 2017 nt
Organism: Trematomus bernacchii (emerald rockcod)
Lineage: Eukaryota; Metazoa; Chordata; Actinopteri; Perciformes; Nototheniidae
Product: phosphatidylcholine-sterol acyltransferase-like
Exons: 7
Coding region: 1-1302 (433 amino acids)
Biological process (GO): lipid metabolic process
Molecular function (GO): phosphatidylcholine-sterol O-acyltransferase activity
Source: RefSeq, a predicted model, not a curated record
AUGGGGCCGGCUGCUCGGCUCUGCUCGGGGCUGCUGCUCGUCUUCCUGCUGGGGCUCCAUCACGCCUCCGGCUUCUGGAUAAUCAACGUCUUGUUCCCACCAAACGCCAAAUCCAUAAUACCGAGCAACAGCACUCCACCUCUUAUUAUCGUGCCAGGGAAUUUGGGGAACCGUCUGGAAGCAAAGAUAGACAAGCCGACGCUGGUCCACUGGAUGUGCUACAAGAAGACUGAGCACUGGUUCCCCCUGUGGAUUGACCUCAACAUGUUCAUGCCAGUAGGUGUAGACUGCUGGAUUGAUAACAUUAGACUUGUUUACAACAAGACGACUCGGCGGUCUUCCAACUCACCAGGGGUGCAGGUGCAGGUGCCAGGAUUUGGGCAAACAUAUCCCAUUGAGUUUGUCGACUACAAUAGACUGGCCGGUUAUUUUCACACUAUGGUGCAACAUUUGGUCAACGUGGGCUACACGCGGAAUGAGACAGUCCGAGGAGCACCGUACGACUGGAGAUUAGCUCCUAAUGAGAACGCAGAGUAUUUGUCGAAGCUGCACGAACUGGUGGAGGAGAUGUACGAGGAGUACCAGAAGCCUGUGUUCCUGCUGGCACACAGCAUGGGCUGCCACUACGUCCUCUACUUCCUCAACCACCAGCCUCAGGCCUGGAAGGACAAAUACAUCAGGGGCUUCAUUUCCCUGGCAGCUCCAUGGGGGGGCGUUGUCAAAAUACUCAGAGCCCUGUCGUCAGGAGAAAAUGACGGCAUCCCGAUGAUUUCCAACAUCAAGAUCCGCGAGGAGCAGAGGAUGAAGCCCACUAAUCCCUGGAUUCUGCCCACCAAAGCCUGGCCAAGCGACCACGUGUUCAUCUCCACACCCACCAUCAACUACACCAACCAGGACUACCAGCGCCUCUUCACAGACAUCAACUAUGAGGACGGCUGGCACAUGUGGGAGGACACCAAGAACCUCACUGGAGACCUCUACCCUCCUGCUGUCGAGGUGUGGUGUAUGUACAGCGUGGGCCUUCCAACUCCCGUGACAUACAUAUACGACGAGGAGUUUCCAAACAAGGACCCGGUGGACUUUGUCUACGCCGAUGGGGACGACACGGUGGACAGCUUUAGCAUGAGCCUUUGCAAACAGUGGGCGGAGCAGCAGGAGCAGCCUGUGCAUGUGACCGAGUACCGAGGGCUGGCCCACCUGGACAUUGUGUUCCACGAAAAGGUGAUCACCCAAGUCCAACAAAUCAUGGAGGGCCAAUCAGACACUCCCAAGGAGAUUGAUGUCCGAUAUGGAGCAGAAUAGAAGAGCAGUUAGGAGAUUAAACAAUAAAACAUGUGAAAUGAGGUGCUUUAUUUUCUAUGGUAGACUUCUAAAUCUGUUUAAAUGUCAAGCAUUAGCACAUGUCCAACAUUAUUAGCACCCCCUCUUGGCAAGGUAACUCUUUUAAACGUAUCUGGGCCAGGAACAAAGCUAACCUUGACCCCCCCAGCCCAUAACCAUGACCCCCUUAUCUAAACUAAAGGCUGAUGACUUGUUUGACCCUGAUCUGUUUAUUCUCCUAUACAAACUGUGUAGUUAGUUUAUGUUCCGUAUAUUUGUUGGUCACCAUGAUGAGGCUUAUGGCAAUGAUCAUGGUACGCAUAAUUAUCCCAAUAAUUACAAACAUAUUAAUAGGUAUAUUUGUUUUAAUGAUGGAUUAUUUAAUGUUGUAGUAUGUGUAGUUUUCUUACAGUCCAGUAAGACAACUUCAGAUCCUGAUACAUCUUUACAAUCUUUACAAACUCUUUGGAAAGUUGAGAGUAUGACUGUUAUGAAUUUGAUAAAGUGACCUAACUUGUAGCUUAUUUUAGUUUUUAUUGUUUAUGCUGUCAUUGUAAUAUUUCUAUUAAGAUGUAUAAUAGAAAUAUUUAUAUUCUUAGAUACAUUAAGCUAGUGAUGUGAAUUUUUACUGUUUUGUAAACGUGCCAAAUGUUUUUGAAUGUUUCCACUUACAAUAAAGACUAUAAUUUCACAAAAA